GGGCGAGAUCAAUCAAACCGUGUUCGAACAGUCGAGUGAACGGAGCAACUCCAGCCAAGCUAAAGCUAUUACUACUGUGCCUUUCUUGAGCAUCCUCAAACCCUGAACUCAUCAUGAAGUGUGCAACGAUCGUCUGUGCCAUUGCCGUUGUGCUGGCGGCUACCCUGCUGAACGGCAGCGUCCAGGCAGCCCCGCAGGAAGAAGCGGCUUUGGGCGGCGGUGCCAAUCUCAAUACCCUUCUGGACGAACUGCCCGAGGAAACGCACCAUGCCGCGCUGGAGAACUAUCGGGCCAAGCGAGCGACCUGCGAUCUGGCCAGCGGGUUCGGUGUGGGCAGUAGCCUUUGUGCCGCUCACUGUAUCGCCCGCCGCUAUCGCGGUGGUUACUGCAACAGUAAGGCGGUCUGCGUUUGCCGCAACUAAAGAACAAAAAACUCCCCCCUUUGGGGACACAGCUUACCAUCCAGGAAGGAGGGUGUGCCGGUCCGUACCAACCCCGAGCGGUUUCAAAGUUCCUACAAAAGUGGAUGAAUAGUUUACAACACAGCCUUAAAUCGUUUCGCAGCAAUUAAAUCGGGGAUGAAAAUCCGCACAAAUAAAACUGUGGCUCAAAAUAUGCUUCAAGUA
Anopheles arabiensis is the source of this 626-nucleotide messenger RNA. RefSeq names its product defensin. Gene Ontology annotation, biological process: defense response to bacterium; humoral immune response. The record is from RefSeq and is a predicted model, not a curated record. The coding region runs from base 114 to 422 and encodes 102 amino acids. The transcript has 2 exons. NCBI's taxonomy places the organism in Eukaryota, Metazoa, Arthropoda, Insecta, Diptera, Culicidae.